GGAGGACGAGAGAGAGAAUAGGCAGAGGUGGAAGAGGGAGAAAGGACGGAGAGACAGAGAAAGGAAGAGACUAAAUGGCUGCACCGCUACCGGGCUUCACCCCGCUCCUGCUCUCGUCUCUGGCACUCCACCUGCUUGUCCUCGGCCCUUUGUUUGCCCUCACCCCGGAGACGGUGAGCACAGGAGGGGCUUCCAACCGGUGGACCCCGGGCCUCUGUCACCGAGACGCCGGUAAAGUGAGCCGGCAGCAACAGAAGCAGCAGCGCGAGGAAGCAGGGGAGUCGCCGAGAGGCAGCUGGAAUCUACGCCCCAGCAGGUGGACUGUAGAGCGGAUACAUACUGAGGGAUGCUGUGGAGUGGGGACGCUGGGAGGAUAUACCCAGGAUGGGGCGAGGGGGACACGGAAGGAGGGACUGAAAGGAGUCGGGACGUUUUCAUCACCUCCUCCUCCUCUCCCUUCAGGUAUUAGGAGCAGGUCGAGCUCUGAUGGCGUCGGCGCAGGAGAGGGAGUGGAGAGAGGGAGGAUGAGGAGGAAGGGCGUUGUUUCUUCUCCAGCUUCACCUGCUUUCACCUCCUCGCCGGUUCAAAACGGCAAAAAACGGGCAGUACAAAGGACUAGAGCGUGCGCGCAACGGUGGCCGGCGUCAAGGCCACACCUCGCCAAACGUGGUGCCGCCGGAGCCUUUGUGCACGCCUCUGGCCUGUACGGGGCACCCGGAAGUGUAAGGAGGAGAGGGGGAGAGGUGUGGGAGAGGGCUCGUGAGGUGAGGAUAGUCUUUGCCACAUGCUGCUCUCUGACACCUGGGCAUCACUGCUGGUCAAGCCCUAGCAAACAAGCCCUCUCCCCGGCAAACAUCCCCACACUUGGCCACUUGCCAACCGGUUGCUCUUGUUGCAUUCAUCCUCUUUCUGGAUACAAUUCAGCACACAGCAAGGCUUCAAAAAACACCUUUAAAUGUCAUCCCCGUUUCACCAACAAUUCAGACUGUAUCCAGGGAUCCACAUUGGAAUACAUGUGUCAUUUUACAACCGGCCGCACAGAUCCAAUGCAUCCAGUUUACAGGGGGAGCAAACCAAACACAGCUCGGGAUGCUUAUUGGGGCUCUGCCAGCGUGGACAGGAGGGCUGGUAAUUGUUCUCAUUUUGGAAGGCACAAUGUUAUCGAUCCCAGCAGCAGCACAGAGGGGGGUGAUGAUAGCCGUUUGACUAGGUGCAUUACGUGCAGGGAGAAAGACAGGGGGACGAUGAGUGGGGGAGAUGAGGAGGAGGGGGAGGAAACGUACAGAUGUUGCGCACCGGUAGUGAUUAACCCCAGUACCUUGGUGCACCUCGAUAGUUGUGGGUCCCCUAUUCGUGAGGCAAAGGCAGUUUAUUACCACGCCAGAAACAUAGAUAAGAAGAGGGAGGGAAAAGAUGGACGAGAGGGAGGGGUAAACCAAGGCUACAAAUAUAUUAAUUUAUCUAAUUAUCCGGAUAAUGAUUUGGCUUUUCCGUUUCUGACGCGCCUAUGUAAGACUGGUAAUGAGCUUCCGCAGGGGAAAUCAGCACCGGCAACCAGAGGGCAGAUCAGGCAAACACGGGGAGACAUCGGGGAGGUUCCCGGUGGUUGCUUCGGUUGUUUGGACAGAAAAGAAAUGGGGGAUGGAUAUUUAGCCGGGUUUAUGGUCCCACAGGGAGUCGUAGCUCAGAGGAAUCUCCCCAUCCAAUUUUCCCCCACAGAGACGCAUGAUCAACGUUUUCCAUCCAAUAAGAGCGGUAUUGCUGAUAUUGUAUCAAACUAUGCGGGCCCGAUAAUGAAUAUCCUCCCUGAAACACAAACAGGCGAUUAUGCAGAAAGUGUAAAGCUAUCCAAACUGCUCCGUCUAUCUGCAGAAAAAGUAAACGCAAGUUCAGAGUCUGCCGGUGACUCAGGCUUUUUCUCGCCUGCGAAGUUUCCCGUUAUAUCUCCCACGUCUCGCUUUGCAGCAGCAGUCACACCACGUAUUCUCACUCAGCCCGAUGGCACCACAGCAGAACACCUCUCGUUUUUCUCGGAAAUGAACCUGACCACACGGCGGGAUGACUCCACACGUUUGAUUGACCUACCCUCUCUAAAGGACGUGAUUUCAGCACCACGGACAGUUUCCCCAGACUCCCAGCGCGUGUUUUUAUGGAGCACAUUCAACAGCAACAUUAAUAACAACAACGAAGAUGAGCAAAGCAAGGACAUAAAUGGAUUUAAUCAUGAAUCUGAAAUAGAACAAUCUCAGUGGCAUGAUCAGACACAGCAACAAGACCUGUGGGAGACAGCAUUACUAGACAUGGUCAAUGCAGGCUGUGCUGACAGCAUUUCCACAGACUGUUCAGCCACCAAGCAAGGGGAUCAUGCACAUAUGCAAUUAAAAUCCGGUAAGCAAGUGUCAUUAGAGCCUCAAGGUGUGAGACAGUCAGAUAGGCGGCAGAUGGGUGCCGAGGCAGAGAGGGAGAGACAUGCAGAGAGGGAGGGAGAGGGUUUUGAGGGGUCUGCUGCUGUUGCUGUUGGGGGAGGAAAAGUACAGGUGGGGGAGGGCAAGAGAGAGGCGCGGCUAAUGGGAGGCAGAGAACCAGGGGGAAAAGAGCAAGAGGAGGAGGAGUGGGAGAGGGAAAAAGCAAUAACAAAGGCAAGCCGGGCAGAAGAGAGAGAGGCUGAGAGGGAGAAGGGUCAGGAUAGGGGCAGGAGCACCACCAUCAUCCCACAGCCAGAUAGCAAAAAAGGGAAGAAAGAGAGACAGGCAGAUGAGAGCCACGAGGUUGGAGAGGGGGGUGAAAGGGGGGUGGAAGGGAAGGAGGAGAGGCGCAGUACAAGGGGAGAGAGGAGCCUGGAACGACUGAUAAUAGUAGCAGAUGAUGAUGUCUCACAGGGGGAAAAGGGGAGGAAGAUUUUGAUGCCCUGGCCCCGCUCUCGGCGUGCAGCAAACAAACAUCCCCAUUUCUCCCAGUAUAACUUCCAAGUGCAAGUAGCUGAGAAUCAACCAGCGGGUACUUCAGUCAUUAUCAUGUCCGCCUCAGACCCAGAUGCGGGAGAUUCAGGCAGGGUCAGCUACUCCAUGGCCCCGCUGAUGAACAGUCGAUCAUCUGACUACUUCCACAUCCACCCAGACACAGGGCUCAUCACCACCACUCAGAUUCUAGACAGAGAACACAUGGACUUGCAUUACUUCCGAGUCACAGGGACGGAUAAGAGCGCCUCUCGGCUCUCCGGCACCACAAUGGUGGCCAUUACUGUGUCAGACCGCAAUGAUCACUCUCCUAUUUUCGAGCAGACAGAGUACAGGGAGACGAUCAGGGAGAACGUAGAGGAGGGGUAUCCCAUCUUACAGCUGAGAGCGACAGACUUAGACUCCCCAUCCAAUGCCAAUAUCCGGUAUCGCUUUAUCGGUGAUAAGGUUACAAUAGCCCGGUCGGCGUUUGAGAUUGACCCCCGCUCUGGCCUCAUUACAACCCGCGGAGCAGUGGACCGGGAAAUCAACGAGCACUACACUCUACUGGUGGAGGCCACUGACCAGGGGAAGGAACCGGGGCCGCGCUCUUCUACUGUUAAAGUGUUUAUCACUGUUCUCGAUGAAAAUGACAAUGUGCCACAAUUCAGCGAAAAGCGCUAUGUGGUAGCAGUGAAGGAGGAUGUUCGGGCCCACACUGAGAUCCUCCGUGUGAGUGCCACAGACAUUGACAAGGACAGUAACGCUGCUGUUCACUACAAUAUCAUCAGUGGCAACAGCCGUGGACAGUUUUCCAUCGACAGUGUAACUGGGGAGAUCCAUGUUGUAGCACCGCUGGACUAUGAGUCAGAACGGGAGUAUACUCUCCGUGUUCGUGCCCAGGACAAUGGCCGGCCACCUCUCUCCAACAACACCGGUAUUGUCAGUGUUCAGGUGACGGAUGUAAACGACAACCCACCAAUCUUUGUCUCCACACCUUUCCAGGCUUCUGUGCUCGAGAGCGCCCCAGUUGGUAGCUCCAUCCUCCACAUUCAGGCCAUUGACACUGAUUCUGCUGAUAAUGCCCGUCUGGAGUACAGGUUAACUGGCACCAGCUCUGACACACCCUUCGUUAUUAAUUCGGCAACAGGCUGGGUCACUGUGCGCACCAUUCUUGACCGAGAGUCUGUGGAGCACUAUUUCUUUGGUGUGGAGGCCAGGGAUUAUGGCAUGCCUCCUCUAUCUGCUACAGCAAGUGUAACAAUAACAGUGAUGGAUGUUAAUGACAACCGGCCCGAGUUCAUCCAAAAGGAGUACUAUUCUCGCCUGAAUGAGGAUGCGUCUGUUGGUACCAGUGUAGCGACUGUGACGGCUGUGGACCGUGAUGUCAACAGUGCUGUAACCUAUCAGAUAACAGGGGGAAACACCAGAAACCGCUUUGCCAUCAGCACAGCAGGCGGGUCUGGACUUCUUUCGUUAGCUCUCCCAUUGGACUACAAACAGGAGCGCCGUUACGUUCUAACCGUCGCUGCCUCAGACCGCACACUCCACGACACCUGUCAGGUGCACAUUAACAUCACUGACGCCAACACACACCGGCCUGUUUUCCAGAGUGCCCACUACUCCGUUAGUGUGAACGAGGACCGACCACCUGGAAGCACCGUAGUUGUAAUCAGUGCCACAGAUGAUGAUGUAGGCGAAAACGCUCGAAUCACAUACUUUCUCGAGGACAAUAUCCCACAAUUCCGCAUUGACACCGGCACAGGGGCGAUAACGCUCCAGGCAGAGCUCGACUAUGAGGACCAGAUGACCUACACUCUGGCUAUCACAGCUAAAGACAACGGUAUCCCGCAGAAAGCAGACACAACAUAUGUGGAGGUGAACGUGAAUGAUGUGAAUGACAAUGCACCUCAGUUCCUCAGCACAAGAUAUCAGGGAACAGUGAGUGAAGACGCCCCUCCCUUCACCAGUGUCCUCCAAAUUUCAGCCACUGACCGUGACGCGCACACCAAUGGUCGUGUUCAGUACACCUUUCAAAAUGGCGAGGACGGGGAUGGGGACUUUACCAUCGAACCUACAUCCGGUAUAGUCCGAUCUGUUCGACGCUUGGACCGUGAGAGCGUGCCAUUCUACGAGCUCACAGCCUAUGCCGUAGAUCGUGGCAUACCCCCUCAGCGAACCCCCGUCCACAUCCAGGUGACGGUCCUAGAUGUCAACGACAAUGCCCCCGUCUUCCCUGCUGAUGACUUUGAGGUUCUAGUGAAGGAAAACAGCGCAGUGGGGUCUGUGGUAGCCCAGAUCACAGCCACUGACCCCGACGAAGGCACUCACGCUCAGAUCAUGUAUCAAAUUGUGGAGGGAAACAUCCCCGAGAUCUUUCAGAUGGACAUCUUUUCAGGGGAGCUCACUUCACUCAUUGAUCUUGACUAUGAGGCCCGCAACGAGUAUGUCAUCGUAGUCCAGGCAACCUCGGCUCCUCUAGUCAGCAGGGCCACCGUCAGGAUCCGAUUAGUGGACCAGAACGACAACAGGCCCACUCUGCAGGACUUCCAAAUCAUUUUCAACAACUUUGUGUCCAAUCGCUCCAACAGUUUCCCCAGCGGGGUUAUUGGAAAAGUACCCGCCCACGACCCCGAUGUGUCAGACAGGCUGCACUACACCAUCGACCGAGGGAACGAGCUUCACCUGCUGCUCCUGAAUCACACCAGUGGAGAGAUCCGACUGAGCCGAAAACUGGAUAACAACAGGCCGCUGGUGGCUCCCAUGCUGAUCACUGUCACAGAUGGCGUCUACAGCAUUUCAGCCCAGUGCGUUCUCCGCGUCCUCAUCAUCACAGAAGACAUGCUGGGCAGCAGUGUCACCGUCCGCCUGCAGAACAUGUCCCAGGAGCACUUCCUGUCACCACUGCUUGGUAACUUCCUGGAGGGCGUGUCAGCAGUGCUCUCUGUGCCCGUCGAGGAUGUUUUUAUCUUCAACAUCCAGCCGGACCUGGACGCGGCGCCGGGAGGGAUCCUGAAUGUCAGCUUUUCUGCUGCGUUACCCGGCGGGGUCUUCUUCCCCUCCGAGACCCUGGAGGAGCAGCUGUAUCUGAACAGGCCGAGGCUGACGUCACUGACGCAGAUGGAGGUGCUCCCGUUCGACGACAAUGUGUGUCUGCGUGAGCCGUGCCAGAACUACAUGAAGUGCAUCUCAGUGCUGCGUUUCAACAGCUCCGCCCCCUUCAUCUCCUCGCCCUCCAUCUUGUUCCGGCCAAUCCACCCCAUCGCCGGCCUGCGCUGUCGCUGCCCGGUUGGCUUCACGGGUGAUUACUGCGAGACGGAGAUCAACCUGUGUUACUCCAACCCCUGCCUGAACGGGGGGGUGUGCGCCCGCAGAGAAGGAGGGUACACCUGCAUCUGCCGUGAAGAUUACACCGGUGACCGGUGUGAGUUUGACCGGCGGCAGGGCAGGUGUGUUCCGGGUUUGUGUCGUAAUGGAGGGACGUGUCGGGAGCUUUCGGGCGGAGGUUUCCGCUGCGAGUGUCCUGCCGGAGGCUACGAGCGUCCGUACUGCACCGUCACCGCCCGCUCCUUCCCUCCCAAGUCCUUCGCCAUGUUCCGGGGCCUCAGACAGAGAUUCCACCUGUCCAUCUCCUUAACUUUUGCCACCCUGGAGAACAGUGGUCUUCUUUUCUAUAACGGACGCUUCAAUGAGAAGCACGACUUCAUCGCCUUGGAGAUCCAAGAGGGACAAGUGGUGCUCAAAUACUCCACAGGUGAAUCCUCCACCCAGGUGAGUCCCUUCCUGCCCGGCGGUGUGAGCGAUGGCAACUGGCACACUGUGCACAUCCACUACUACAACAAGCCAGCUACACGCUAUCCCAAGCGCAGUAUGAGCGGCGAGGCCCAGGGUCCGUCAGAUGAGAAGAUUGCCGUGGUGAGCGUGGACGACUGUGACACCGCAUUGUCGCUUCGCUUCGGUACACAGCUCGGAAAUUACAGCUGCGCCGCACAGGGCAAACAGACCAGCAACAAGAAGUCUCUGGAUCUGACUGGUCCAUUGUUUCUGGGCGGAGUUCCCAACGUACCGGACAACUUCCCGUUUGGAUCCAGGGAGUUUAUCGGCUGCAUGAAGGAGCUGCACAUUGACAGCAAGCCGCUGGACUUGGCUGGGUUCAUCGCUAACAAUGGAACGAUCCCAGGUUGCAGCGCGAAGCUUCCCUUCUGUAAGUCCAACCCCUGUCAGAAUGGAGGAACCUGCCAUGUGAGCUGGGAGACUUUCUCCUGCGAAUGUCCGCUCGGGUACGGAGGAAAGGACUGCAGCCACGUGAUGCCACACCCCCAUCGCUUCCUGGGUAACAGCGCCCUCUGGUGGGACCUGAAGAACGACGUGACCAUCUCCACGCCCUGGUACCUGGGCCUGGUGUUCAGGACCAGAGCACGAGAGGGGACGCUGCUGCAGGCCCAGGCCGGCCAGUACACCAGUCUGCUGUUCCAGGUGAUAAAUGGUCAGCUGGUGUUCUCGGUGACCCGUGGGUCGGCCAGGCCGGUGCGUCUGCGGUUGGAUCAGGUUCAGGUGUCGGAUGGCCAGUGGCACGACGUCCAACUGGAGCUGCGAGACGUCCGCAGCGGCCGCGAGACGCGAUACGUCGCCACGCUGCGGCUCGACUUCGGACUAUAUCAGGGAACAGUGAUAGUGGGAAAUGAGAUUCAUGGUCUGAAGGUGAAACAUCUGCAUGUGGGAGGAGUGCUGGGCUCCGGAGAGGUUCAGAACGGGAUAAAAGGAUGCAUACAGGGUGUUCGGUUGGGUGUACGGCCUGACUCCCCCCCUCUGCCCCGCCCCUCCCGAGCUGUGAAAGUAGAGACCGGCUGUAAUGUUGGAAACCCCUGCGUCUCGUCUCCUUGCCCCGGCCACAGCCGCUGUACCGACCAAUGGGAGCGUCACACCUGUCUCUGCGAACCUGGUUACUAUGGGAGAGGCUGCACUGACGCCUGCCAUCUGAAUCCCUGCGAAAACGAGGCGAAGUGCCACAGGAAGCCCAGCUCCUCCCACGGAUACACCUGUGACUGUGGAGACAACCACUAUGGACAGUACUGCCAGCAUAGGAUCGAUCACCAGUGUCCCAGGGGGUGGUGGGGUUCUCCCACCUGCGGGCCGUGUCACUGUGACGCCGACAAAGGCUUCGACCCCGACUGCAACAAGACCAGCGGACUCUGUCACUGCAAGGAGUUUCACUACCGUGCGCGAGGCUCUGACACCUGCUUGCCAUGUGACUGCUACCCGGUGGGUUCCUUCUCACGGUCAUGUGACCCAGAGACAGGCCAGUGCCAGUGCAGGCCCGGCGUGAUUGGUCGCCAGUGCAACGCAUGUGACAGCCCCUUCGCUGAGGUCACGACGACAGGAUGUGAUGUUAUUUACGACGGUUGUCCAAAGACCAUCACUCAGGGGAUCUGGUGGCCUCGGACCAAAUUCAACCUGCCGGCCGCAGUGCCCUGCCCCAAAGGCUCUGUCGGUGCAGCUAUCAGACACUGUGAUGCGGAGAGAGGAUGGCUGGAGCCAGACCUUUACAACUGCACCUCUCCUCCAUUUGUGGAGCUCAAUGCUGCUCUUGAUUCUCUGGAGCGUAACGAGACGGAGCUGAACACCAUCAUGGAGAAGAAACUGGCUCACCAGCUCCGUGACGUCACCGAGGCAACCACCCGACUCUACGGCAACGACUUGCAGAUCGCCGAGCGGCUGCUGUCCCGCCUCCUGACCUUUGAGACCCAACAGACCGGCUUCGGACUCACCGCUACUCAGGACGCACAUUUUAAUGAGAACCUGGUGCGAGGCUGCAGUGUUCUGUUGGGUCCUGGUACCUCGGGGCUGUGGCGGGCCCUCGCUCAGAGUCAGAACCACAUCCCAGGGGGCGGCCCGGCGGAGCUGACGGAGCUGCUGGAGCAGUACACCCAGAACCUGGCCCAGAACAUGAAGCUCACCUACCUCAACCCUGUGGCGCUGGUUGCUCCAAACAUCGUCAUGAACCUGGACCGCGUGGAAAACCAGACCCAUGUGCGCCGGCGUUUCCCACGUUACCACACCACCCUGUUCCGCGGCCAGACCCUGUGGGAUCCCAACACGCACGUGAUACUGCCCCCUGCUGCCCUGGUGCCACAGCGACAGCAACAACAACACAGCUGGAAGGAGAAGGAGCGCACAGAGAAGGAGCGCGCAGAGAAAGAGCCCGCGGGUCCUCAGAACAAUGAUCCGGCCUCCAUCAGUAUCUCAGCCAACCAGACAGGAGAAUACACGGCAGCCAGACGCACCGUUUCCCUGCCAGAGCCGCCCAUCACCAUCGUCAUCCUGUUGAUCUAUCGCAGUCUGGGCGGCGCCCUCCCUCCAAAAUAUCACACAGACAGGCGGGGUGUGAGGCUUCCCAGACACCCGGUAAUGAACUCCCCGGUGGUCAGUGUCUCUGUCUUCAACAACCAGACGUUUGUGGGCGGACACCUGGACCAGCCCAUCCUGCUCGAGUUCAAGCUUCUGGAGACGGCCAAUCGCAGCAAGCCACUGUGUGUGCAGUGGAACCACAGUAACCAGUAUGAGAUCGGGGGUUGUUGGACAGUCAGGGACUGCAUGGUGGUCUACAGGAACACCUCUCAUGUCCGCUGUCAGUGUCAGAGACUGGGCACCUUCGGCGUGCUGAUGGACAGCUCACACAGAGAGCAGCUGGAGGGGGAUCUGGAGACCCUGGCCCUGAUCACUUACUCCUGUCUGUGCCUCUCCAUGAUGGCCCUCCUCUUCACCGUCCUGGUGCUCUCCUGCCUCCGAGGCCUCAAGUCCAACAUGAGAAGCAUUCAUUCAAACACAGCGGCGGCCAUGUUUUUGUCGGAGCUGGUGUUUCUGCUCGGGGUCAAUCAAACGGAACAACAGUUCCUGUGUACAGUCGUCGCCAUCCUCCUGCAUUACUUCUUCAUGUCCACGUUUGCCUGGAUGUUCGUCGAGGGGCUUCAUAUCUACCGGAUGCAGACGGAGCAGCGCAACAUUAACUACGGCGCCAUGAGGUUCUACUACGCCAUCGGCUGGGGCGUGCCCGCCAUCAUCACAGGGCUGGCUGUGGGCUUGGACCCAGAGGGAUACGGGAACCCAGACUUCUGUUGGAUCUCCAUCUAUGACAAACUCAUCUGGAGCUUUGCUGGUCCGAUAGCCAUCGUCAUACUGAUGAACGGAGGGAUUUUCAUGAUUGUUGCCAAGAUGUCUUGCAAUCCCUCUCAGAAGGAGACCAAGAAGCUCCCUGUCAUAGCUACUAUUCGCAAUGCCUUCCUGCUGUUGCUGGUCGCCACCUCCACCUGGCUGUGUGGUCUGAUGGCUGUGAACAACAGCAUCCUGGCUUUCUAUUACAUAUUCGAUGUCCUCUGCCUAUUCCAGGGUCUGUCGGUGAUGCUGGUCUUCACUUUGUUCAACUCAGAGGUCAAAGAGGCCUGGAGCGUAGCCUGUUUGGGAAAGAAGAGUCCCGGAGAGGACCCACCAAGACCAUCGCAGAACACUGCUCAGAAUCCCUAUCACAACGCCUCUCUGUUGGAGCAGAGCGGGCUGCACCGCAUCACCCUAGGAACCUCCACAAUCUCCUCCGUGAGCUCCGCCAGAGAAAAUCUUUUGGCCCGUCAGACUCUGGAACAGAAUAUUGUACAAACCGGAGCGACAGACCUGGAUGUAGCCAUGUUCCACAGAGACGGAGGUGAAGAUUCAGACACAGACUCAGAUCUCUCCAUGGACGAGGAGCGCAGUCUCUCCAUCCCUUCCUCUGAGAGCGAGGACAACGUCCGACUCCGUGGACGCAUUCAGCGGCGAUUCAAACGCUCCAAUCACAGCGAGCGUCUGCUCACAGAGCCCGCCCACAACGGCACCAAAGAUUUGGAUGGCAAUGACCUUCUGUCCUACUGGCCCGCUCUGGAGGAGUGUGAGACACACAGCCUUCAGAAGUGGGGCUCAGAGCGCCCCCUUGGGUCCGAUUACAGCAAGGACGCCGCCAACAACAACCAGACUGACGCGGCGCUGACCAGCGGGGACGAGAACGGCCUCACCCAGCCCAACAGGCACCGCAAGGGUAUCCUGAAGAAUCGUAUCGGCUGUCCCCCGGCACUCCAGGGUCUCUCCUCAAUAGGCCGGGCCCCCAGUGAUCUGAACUGGUACCGGACCUCCACUCUGGGCCACCGGGGGGUCCCUGCAGCCUCGUACGGUCGCAUGUACUCUGCCACCAGUGCAGGUGGAGGUUCAGGUUCUCUCUCUCAACCGGGCUCCCGCUACUCCUCCAGGGAACAGCUGGACUCGCUGUCCCGGAGGCAGCUGUCUAGGGACACCCUGGGGAGGCAGGCGGUGGGCGGGUCCAGAGACCGACUGGACUCCCGGGGUUCCAGGGACAACCUGGACCUCCUACCCCGGAGGAGAGAGCUGGGGCUGGGGCAGGGAGCAGGGCUGGGGGGCCUGGGGCUGGAGCAUCAGCGGGUCUCCUCAUCCAGGGAGAACCUGUCGGGGUCCAGGGACAGACUGGACCUCCAGCACACAGGCAGCGUGCACGCCUCCAGGGAGGACUUGAGUGGGAACGGGGGAGCGGGGGGGAUGGAGGGAUUCCUCAGCGGGUCGAGGUCCCAUCUGAACUCGCUGACUCGGCGGCAGGCCUCGUCCCGGGAGCACCUCGAGGGGGCGCUGAUGAGCAGCAGGUCGAGGGAGCAGCUGGAGCCCAACGGGGGCGGGGCCCAGCCGUGUCGGGAGUGGCUGCGCACUCUGCCCCCCCGCCAGCCUGCGCACCCCGACCAGCCUCCCUCGUCCUCCCCUCCUCCCCCCAUCUCUGAGGAGCCCCUGCAGGAGCAGCUCCCGCCUCACGUCAGAGGACGGCUGGACUCCGCCCCCCCAUGUAGGUACACCGGUCAGACUGUCCCGCAGGGCGCAGGUUCAAAUCCCAACGCUCUGGGGCGACAACCGUCCUGCGAACACCUGGACAUCCUGUCCUCUAUCCUGGCCUCCUUCAGCUCCACCGUCCUCACUCCUCCCCCCUCUAACCCUGGGCCUAAUGGCUCUGCCCAUGGACCCUCCCCCUCCCCGCCCCAGUCAGCAACCUCCCACAGCAUAUCUGAAGUCUCCCCCGACUCAGAAGCCAACAGAAGUGAAGGACAGUCUUGAUGACAGCCUACAUGUCCCUUUAUUCAUUGAGGCGGUGUUUGGAACACGAGGUUCAGAGGUCAUGGAUCGACCUGAACCACUGGAGCACUCUGAGAAACACUCGGGACAGAGGAGACACUGAGUCUGUCAGAAAAUACGACAGGGAGAGCGUCGAUGAGGUUAAGGAGGAUGCUCUUUGGCGGUUUGUACUGUAUAAAUUACGUUUUUCAAGUCCCACCGCCUUCAACGAGCUAUGCCGUUUAUUUGGACGUUGAGUCAACCACCUCUACUACCUACAAACUGUUCAAGAUGAACACAAAAUCCUCAGAUUUCAAACAAAAAUUCAGCGUGAUCCGGACAACAUGUGUCCGCGAGAAGAAAAAAAGAAAAGACUGUAAAUAACAUUUUUAUACAUUUUGUAUCUUUUUCAUUGGAGAUGAAGAAGAAAAUCUCGUGAUGUUUUCUCUUUUUUUUUUUUUUAAAUGAUUGUGUCCGUGUGAGGUUGUGAGUGAGGUCGGUGCGUUUGCAGUCUUGUACGUUGCUGAGGGAGACAUUUCCCCUUCAAAGAAAAAAAAAAUCCCCAAAUCUCUCCUUGGAAACAGUUUUCCUCAGAAACAUUUCCUCACAUUCAUCAACUCUGUAAAGCGACAGUAGGGGUCCGGCAAUAUUAUACCAUGAGAUUAUCAAAAAACCGCCACAUGAGGUUGAACGGAAAAUAUCAAAGCAACAAGAACUGAUUGUAUAUAGAGGAAGGAUUAUAUAGGAGAAGAGAUUUGAAGGAAGAUGAUUGUGAAGAGAAAGAUGGCCAACGUUUAGCUAAAGCACCACAGGAAGGUUCAGAGUUGGGGGAUCAUUUAGUAAAGCCCAGUCACGAGUGUCAAAGUAUCGUCUCAUUCAGGAGACUGUGCUGUUUUGUGAUCCAGUGUUCAUGAAUGUGCCCUUGUCACCCAUCUGUGUUCAUCUGUGUCUGGUGCUGACGGGUGAAGGAAGACCUCUGUCUGCUUCUGUGUGUCAUGCAACAACCAUUUAAAGACCCUCAAGGUAUUUCACUCUCUGAUGCAUCACGACUCAAACCUGCCUCAAGAGACGCCACAGGAGCAGUGAAAUGUCUCCGGCAGCAUCCAGGAGACUCACUUUUAAAAGCUUCUGAAGAAGAAGAAGUUCUGCAGAAAUCCAAGCCAAAGGGACACACUUAAAAUCAGAACUUCACACCCUCGUUCUUCAAUUUCCUGUGAUGAAAAUGACCUGUGCAGGGUGUGAAAGCUCUAGGUGUAAUUCUCAUUUUUGUUUUUCGGGUAUUUUUGUUGUUUUUUCAAUGACUGUGCCAUGAAAACAAGUCCAAAUUGAAAAAAAACUGUUUUAAAAAGGCCUCUAGAUCUGCGCCAAAACAUUACCGACUGUUUGCAGGAUUUUGAUUUGCUGUCAUUAAUCUCAGUGUGCUACCAUAUUUUAUUUGGAGUUCACAAAUUAGACCUGCAGUCCAUAUCCAGCUUGCAUCAGCUCGUGUCUGUAACACAUAGAUCCCCUGCCAGGUUUUGUUCCCCUCCUUGGCUGAACACAGUUGCUGGGAAAUGAAUUAUUUAUAUUUGAGGUACUUCCUUACUUUGCUAACAAGCUGCCAUUGAUGGAGAGGUUCAAACCAGAACACAUUCAUACACAUUUCCUCUCAUUGUUUAGGAAGAGAUGAGGUCUCUUGCAAGAUUUGGCGUCGCUUCUGCAGCACCGUAGCAGUCUGCUGAGGAGAGGAGAUGUCAGGUGUGUCAGCGCUAAAAGCCUCUAAGUGGUUUUGAGUGCCAGGUCUUUCCAUCAGCAGCUGCUCCUCUCUCACAGCUGAGUUCAGGCCUUCAGGUAACAACACACAGGCAUUUAGAAGCAAUGGAGACAAGUAGUCUUCACCAGCCUUCAGAGGGAUGAAGGGAGUGAAGCUGACAUAACUGUGUUUUCUGUAGUCAAAGGAAAAUGCAGUGUCUCAAAGAAACGAGGUUUUUGUGUUGCCAAAAUGUGUUGUCCUCGAGCAGAGAGCACUGUGACAUUUAAGCAACCCUAGCAGAUAGAGCACAUUGAGCGUAAUAAUAAAUCAUGAGGUACAAAACCAGAGGAUGGAACAAAUUGGGUCAGAAACUGUGUGUGUAGCUGCAGGGACGAGGGCGAGGACGUUACUCAUCGCAGAGAAACACUUAUUGAAAAGCAAAUUCUGGAAAAACACACACACCUCACAAAUGAAUAUCUCCCUGCUCUGUCUUCCCCAUGUCCCUGGAAGAUGACAAGCCAACAUAUUUGUAAAGUAGUAUUGCCAAAAAAUGCUCCAGCACAGGAACAUCACCCACUAUUCUGUUUAAGGUGUAGACUUUGAUUCCUACUCAUCUGCUCCAUUCAUUUAUUUAUUUUUCUUCACAGAUCCAUUCAUUAUCUUCAACUGACAGUACCUUUAACUUGUACAGACAUGAGAUUUAUUUUAUUUAUCAAUAUUUUAUUGACACUGUAUUGAUUAUUUAUGUUGCCAUUUUGUAUGGGAUUGUUUUUUUUAAGUAUGUGAUUUCUUUCCAUCCAAAUGUUCCCUUUUUUCUGUUUCUCAGUCUCAAUGCAACAAAUUCAAAGACAAAUGAUAAGAAAAGAGCGGGAAAAGUGUCUCUUUCAUGCAGGACACUGGAUUUGGUUUAUAUUUGACCAAACAAGUUUGAAUUUCAACCCUAUAUCGGUGCAUUUAUCCUCCCUGGACACAAUUUCAACAUAUCAAAUCUAACAGGCGAACUCUGGGUGUAUAUAGUGCAGAUAUGGUUCAAACUAACCUUCCUGUUCUAGAUCCAAGACUGAAGAUUUAUAUGCACACAAAUCAUUAACCAGUCAUAUUAAUGCUUUUAGACACAGCAGUCAAUUAACAGAAAACUCCAGCUUCAGGUUAAUCUGGUUCUGAGAGUGAGAGGAAACGAAGGCGUUCCUAAAACGUUGAGAUGUGCUCUGCUUAAGCAAAGGUGGAAAAAUGACGGACACAGUAAGAGAUUGUUGGUGAGAGGAGGAGGGAUGGGAGAUUGUCUUUGUUUUCUCGUGUGUUCAUUAUGGGAUGCCUUCUAUCCCGCCGUCGGCAAGGGGACGGCGGCAUGGAAACAGCUGUUCCCCUGUUACCGCGGAAACAAGAGAAAUGUUGGAUAUUAAAAAAAAUGACUUAUUCCUACACGGCUGUUCAUAUUUAUUCUGGGUGUUUGUGUGUGGUUUCCUUAUUCAUGAGAACAGACAUUUUCAGGUGCGAAAAAACUGAGCAGGCAAAACCUCCUGACACAAGGCACUCUCUCCUGUUUCGACUCUCAGAGCAUCCUGUCACAUCCAGAGGAGUCAGAGAUGUUCAGCUGCCACCAUGAUGCCUGGUGAAAAUAGAAGCCCCCAGCUGAGACAGAAUAUAACCUGUACUCAGGGUUAUAGGACCACUUAAAGGUCAGAUUUGUAAUAGUAUGACUCAUUGGCAGGUAUCUGAGACAUUCUUAUAUCUUUGACAUACAUGUACACAGACAGAUUUAAAAGGGAUAUUUUGUAUUUAUAUUAAAUGUUAAUAUGUAUAUUUGUUUUGUGAGUUUGAUCAAAUAUAUAUUUUUCUGCGUUAAAGCCAAGAGGCAAUUAGCUUAUUUUAGCAUAACACGAACAGCUAGCC
Molecule: messenger RNA, 15696 nt
Organism: Trematomus bernacchii (emerald rockcod)
Lineage: Eukaryota; Metazoa; Chordata; Actinopteri; Perciformes; Nototheniidae
Gene: celsr3
Product: cadherin, EGF LAG seven-pass G-type receptor 3
Exons: 37
Coding region: 75-12074 (3999 amino acids)
Biological process (GO): cell surface receptor signaling pathway; G protein-coupled receptor signaling pathway; homophilic cell-cell adhesion
Cellular component (GO): plasma membrane
Molecular function (GO): calcium ion binding; G protein-coupled receptor activity
Source: RefSeq, a predicted model, not a curated record